Rotaria sordida is the source of this 6950-nucleotide messenger RNA. The record is from the annotation of a GenBank genome assembly. Lineage: Eukaryota; Metazoa; Rotifera; Eurotatoria; Philodinida; Philodinidae.
AUGUAUGUGAACAGUACAAUUAUUCAGUCGACCAUUUAUACUGGAUUGUCUAAUAACACAUCAGAAUGGACGAAAGUACAAGACACUGUGUCCGAAUUAUCAGCCGGUUGUUAUCGGACUGUUAAACGAAAUCCAUGUCCUUGUUCAUACCGUCAAGCUUCAUUAGAUUUUCGAUUUUCUGAAUCAAGGAGUGAAAAUCGUUUAGAAAGAGCCUAUAAUAUAUCAUGUUUUGUUCCAUCAAGUGGUUUUGCACAACGAACCUCAAGUGCAAGAUCUUAUCAACAGACAUGUUGUUAUGAUGUCAAUGAAGGAUCUAUAAUUACAUCUGGUCCAUUUGCUGGAUCUGUUCUUGAUACGGCAGCAUUAGAAUCAUUACGAUAUAGCGGAAGUCGACCACAACGCAUUAAAGAACGGGAUGAUUGUUGUAUAGCAAGAAAUGGUACACUUGAUUGGUCUAGAUGGUGUAAUUUAUAUUAUGAAAUUAGACCACCAAGUAUAUGUGAUGGUUAUGAAACACCAUUAAAAGCUUGGCUCGGUGGUGAUCCACAUAUAGAAACAUCAAGUAAUAGUGCUUAUAGUUGUAAUGUAUUCGGUUCAUUUAUAUAUGCUGAAACAACUAGUGAUGCAAAUACAACAGCAAAUAAUAAUACGAAUACAAGUUCAACAUUUCUAAAAACUUUAGUAAGCAAUGAAUUAUUUUCAAUUAUUGCUCGAACAAGUAAAACUCCAUCACGUUUACGAAUUGAUCAAUUUUUUAAUCAAUAUAUAACUUAUUUUUCAUCAUUUUCAAUGUAUCUUGGAUCAAAUCGUGAUGUAAUAAUUGAUGUUAAUAUUAAUCCAUCAGAUAGUUAUCAACUUAAUGUAAAUUAUUUACUUAAAAAUGAAAAUAUUCGAAUAAAUCCAUUUAAUUCAUCAAAUGAUUUUGUUAAAUAUUAUUAUUAUCCACCAUCAUUGAAUGAUGCAUCAGAAUUUGCAUUUUCAAUAAUUAGAGAAAAUCAAACAAUAACAGCAACUAAUUGGAAUGUAUAUAGUUCAGAAAACAGAAUUCUACCAGUACAAAUUCAAGUACCAAAAUUAACUAUAUCGAUUUGGUCUGGCUUAGCUAUGCAAUGUUAUGUUAUAACAAAUAAUAUGGCAUGUACAUUAUUAUUACCACAAAAAUAUUUUGGUAAUGUUCGAGGUCUUGCUGUUGGUGAUAAUACAAGUAAUCCAAAUCAAUAUUGUGCUAACUAUUCCCUUAUAUUAAAUGAAACCGAACAACAAUCAUUAACAAGCAAUAGUAUUUUAGAAUGGUUUAAUAGGAGUGCAUCUAAUACGUAUCAAAAUUAUAUAAAUAAUUUGGCAUGUCCAAUGAGUAGAACAUCGCCAACAUACAAAUUUUGUGUACAAGAUACAAUUCUUUCCCAAUCACCUCUAUUAGGACAAAUAACUGUAAAAAGUUCAAAUGAUUAUCAAUUAGCUAAUCAAUUUCUUAGUAGAAAUCCUCCAAUGGUGACAUUACUAUCACCAGCAUCAUUAAAUACGCCAUAUACAUAUUUAUUAACCAUACGAUAUAAUGAUACAUUUCAAAAUCAAACAAAUGCAGCUAUCAGUGUGAGAAUUGAUCGAAAUUCAUCUAUUACUGUUCAAAUACGUGAUGGAAACAUGAGUAUUCCUAUAGAUUGUAUAAAGCAAAAUUCAUUUUACUCAUGUCCAUUCGCAUAUACAAACGAAAAUAGAAAUCAACUUCAAUUAACAAUUAUUGCACAUGAUACAUUGUAUAAUUUAAUAACUUAUCAAAGAAUUCAAUUAAUUGUAAAUGAAUGUAUUUAUGGUCAACCAAUAUGGAAUAAUCCAACUAUUUUAUCAUCAUCGGUUAGCGUUUUAUUUUGUAUUUGUGAUGAAUAUUCUGUUGGAGAAUAUUGCGAUAGAUCAGUUAAUUGUGCUGAUAUGACUGCUUGCCUAUUAAAUUUUCUUCCAAAUAUAACAUGUACAACUAAUAUAACUGAAAUAUCAUUAAAUUCUACACAAACACCAUAUCGAUGUGUACAUAGCAUAACACAUAUAUCUUGUUCGAAUGAUUCAGCAUGUUGUAGACAAGGUUAUCAAUUUCAUAGCGAUGUACAACAAUGUUUAUUUCGACCAGUUUGUAAUGAUUCGAUAUGUGGUGCAAAUAAUACUUGUCAAAAUUCUGAACUAAAACCUAAUGGAUAUAUUUGCAUGUGUAAUAGUGAUCAAAUUUUUAAUGGAACAACAUGUGUUCAAAAGAAAAUUUGUGAUGAUGCAUCAUUAUAUCCAAAUAGUAUUUUACCAUGUACGGGACAAUUUGAGGAAGCUAUUGAUUCAGGAAAUCAAUGUAUAUGCCAAUGUCGGUUAGAUUUCACAAAUUCAUCAAAUGGUUGCAUAAGUACAUCGACAAAUAUUACAUGCAAUAAUACGACUAAUGUCUGUUAUAAUACCUUAACACCAUUAAAUGUUUUCUGUCAAUAUCGAAUACUAACUUACAAUAAUAGUGCCAAUACAUGUCAAAACACUCUUUGUUUAAACUAUUGUGGAAAUGGUAAUUGUUCAGUUCGUGAAAAUGGAUAUACUUGUAGUUGUCCUCCUGGAACAUAUCUUGAUUAUACGUUAAAUUGUGCUGUAUGUGAAAAUGGAUCAGCUGGUCCUAAUUGUUCAUUACUAUGUGAUUGUGAAUUUGGAGAAUGUAAUAUUAAUGCAACAAGUGAAACAAAUAAAUGUUUAUGUGCAAGUGGUUAUAGAGGUUCAAAAUGUGAUCAACAAAUUAAUUAUUGUGAUCCACAGAACGAUUCUUGUAAUGCAGUUGCAACAAAUCGAGUUUGUAAACUUACACCAACUAAUCGUGAUACAUUUAAACAAAUGAAUGCUUAUGAUUGUAUUUGUAAAAAUGGAUAUCAACCAGCAUCAGUAAAUGGUAGUUGUCAAGAUAUUGAUGAAUGUAAACUGGCUUCUACACAAGAAAAUAUUUGUCCAGAGGAUACGACAUCAUGUCAUAAUUUAAAUGGUUCAUAUCUUUGUGUUUGUAAUGAAGGUUAUGUAAAAGAUGAUGCAGGAAAUACUGAUGCAUGUGUUGAUAAAAAUGAAUGUACAACUAAUGCGUCUGUAUGUAGACCAUAUAACAAUUCCUAUUGUGUUAAUCUUAGACCACAUUAUGAAUGUCGUUGUUUGUUUGGUUAUGCACCAGAUGGUGAUUAUAAUCAAAUUUAUGUAGCUUUACAAGGUAAUCAAACAUGUCAAAUUUAUGAUCAAUGUGCUGCAAAUCGUGUUGAUUGUGGUGGUGGAACAUGUACUAAUAAUACAAAUUUAAAUGGCUCAUUACCUACUUGUUAUUGUAGUAAUUCAUUAACACUUAUUCAACUAUCUAUAGGAAAAUAUGACUGUAUUUGUCCAUCUAAUACACAUUAUUAUAAUGGAGGAAUAUGUACAAUUCGACCUGAUCCUGGAUUAGGUCUUGGUGGAGAAUCAAUAUUUCUUGUUAAAGUCGAUUGUAAUAAUGCAACUGCUAUACUCAAUGAAAUAAUAAGAAGAUUUAAUGAAACAUUCAAAUCUCCAUACAACAUUACAAUUCGAAACAAUACAGCGGAUUGUGAUGAAUCGGGUCAACAAGAGUUAUUAUUUGAUAUUAAAACUGAUGACAAUAUAACAUUACAAAAUGAUGUCUUCGAAAUACUUGAAAAUAUAACAAGAGAUCUUAAUCUUGUUCUUUAUACUACUGGUAUAUGUAACAAUAGAACAGAAUUAGUGAAAAAUGUCACAUCAUGUUAUUUAAUUGAUCUAUGUGAUCUAUGUGGUGGAGAUAUAAAACGUGGUAUAUGUUUACCAGAAAGUGGUUUAAGUAGAUGUAUAUGUUUUUCUAAUGAUGCUGAUCCAUCAAGACCGUAUACUGGUGAAUUUUGUUAUCCUGUAGAACCAACAUCAACAUCAACUUCAUCUCCACCUUUAUCUUCAUCUUCAUCUUCACGUUGGAUACCAAUUGUUGUUGGUGUUCUAGCUGGUCUUGCUGGUUUAUUUUGUGCUGUCACAUGUUGUUUAUUAGCUUUAGCUGCUUGGCGUCGUCGAAGACGACAUCCACCUGAUGAAGAUGAAUUACGAAUUCGUCGUAUUUGGCAUUUACCAAGAGCACAAGUACCAGCAACUGUUACAGCUGAAAAUGUUGAAACAUAUUUAAAGAGUACUUCAUCUUCUACAAAUUCAACAUCAAGUCCACCUGAAGAUUCAACAUUAGAUAGUGAUCGUUCAACAUAUCGAACAACUUAUGAUUAUGAUCCAAAUGGUACUGUAAAUAGUGCAUUUUUUAAACAACUUGAUCAAAAUAUGGGUGCAAAAUUACGUGCAACAAUAACAAGACCUGAUACAAAUGCUAUUUUAUCAAGUUUACCAACUUCAACAACAAAAUCAUCAUCAUCAUCAACAAAUAUAACAUCAAAUAGUGAUGAUCCAAUUGAUGAACUUGAUGCUAUUAUUGAUGAUGAAGAUAUAGCAAUGACAUUUCAUGAUCCAUUAGAUGAUCUUUUUCAAGAUAAUCAAAUGCUUGAAGUUAUUAAUCCAAAUUUAAAAUUACCACGUCCACAAAUUGAUUCAAAACCAACAGGUCUUUUUUCGGUAAGAUAUUUUCUUGUUCUUAUUUUUAUUUUUCAUCUUUAUCUAUUUUGUUUAGCUUUUAAAUUGAUAUUGAUAAAGUGCGGGUCGCUUCAAAAAAAAACAAAGUGCUUAUUAUAGGUUUUCUUUUGGUGAUAUUUCUCACUGGUGAUCUUUUUCUUUUUGAUUUUAUUCAUAAGCACAUCUAUCUGUUGUGUUUUGUUUUAUUCUAUUACUAAUCCCUGUGAAUUUAACACUUUUCCUUUAUUUUCAUUCUUUUUUUUUGUGUUGUAAUCUCUUCGUGUAAUAUUAUUAAAAAAAACAAAAAAAAAAAAAAGCAAAGUGCAAGAGAAUAUAAAUCAAAUAAAUAAUCAUUUAUUAUUAAGAAAAAUAAUAAAUAUCAUUCCAUUUUAAUUCAUCUAUUAUUAUUUUACCAUUAAUAACAGUACAUUCAAGAUUAUCAAUAAUGUCAGCAACAUUUCGUAUAUAUUCCGAUGUUGUUGCUUAACUAUAAUAGGUAUGAUAUAUACCAUCAGAUAAAAUCUAUUCUGUCUAUGUUGUUCUUAUAUCAGAUUUUGGUUUCCAAAAAACACAUUUCACAAGUAAAUUUGAUAAAGGAUAUAAUCAUUCAAUAGCAUAUUUCGAGUAUAUAAACAUCAAGUACUAUUUCAUUAUUUGUUUCCAAAUAAUAUGUAUAAUCUAUCAUAAAUGAAUAAUCACCUUUAUUUAAAUCAAUACUCAUUACUUUAAGAACUCGAACAAUCGCUGCAGUUUUCUAAUCACCUUCAACACUAAAUCCAUAAUCAUCUUUCAUUAAUCGUUGUACAACAAUUUCGGGUUAUUAUUGAAGAUCAAGAAGAUCUAAAUUAGUUGAAGAUAUAUAAAAAUGUUUUGAAAAGAAAAAAUAAUAUUCAAUUCAAAUGUAUCCGUAAAAUCUUUAUAGUUUUCUUUUUCAAGAAAUUUUUAAAGACCAAGUUCAAUUUUAGCUGCUUCUCUUAAUGAUUGAUGUUUUUCGUUUUUUGUUUUUAAUUCAUUAACUAUUCUAUAUUGUUAUUCAUAUUCUUGACAUCAUUUAUCAAUAUCAUUUUCAUUAACUUGUUCAAUUUCUUUUUUUAAAUCAUUAAUACUACAUAUAUUUACUAGAUAACCAAAUUUAAGUUCAGCUUCAACUUUAUCACCAUAAGUAGCGGAUAUAUUAUGCAUUUUAUCAUCAAACUAUGUACUUUGUCAAUCAGUCCAAGUACAUGCUACACAUAUCCAUAUAUUUAAAUGUUCUCUCACUUGUUUUUUCUUUUCAAUAGAAAUAUUUCAAAAUUAUCUGACCAAACCUUUCGAUUAUUUUAUCCUCAUUGAAUAUUUUUGAUAUACUAAAAAUAAACGAAAAUUAUUAAAUAUGGAUAUAUAUUGAAAUAACAAGUUAUCGCAGCUUAUUAAUUUGACAGAAUGUUCAUUCAUUUUUCAGCCUCUUAAAAGUGCCUACAAAAGUUUGAAAAUAUUAAGUUUAUAUCGAAAUUUUAUGUUGUUUUCGAAUAUUGGUAAAACAUUUUUUUGAGGACUUUUCACUAAGAAAUUAUGAGUCAAUCUUUUAUAGGCGCGAAAAUUAAGUUUAGAUGAAGAAAACUCAUACUUUUCUACAACAAUAAUCUACUUCAUUGUAUACGUUAUAUUAACAGUCUGUUUGACAUAGAAUUAAAUGCAAAAUGAUUCUACAAAAUUAUAUAAGCAUCAAGAGUUGCAGAAUAAUCAUUCAGACAUGACCAAGUUCCGUUUGAAAGUCUGUUUAUCGUAGAAAUCAAGAAAAUGACCUAAAUUAACACAAUGUACUUUACUUGAACAUUCACUGUUGACAAAUGACUUGGAGCAAACUAUUCAUUAGUAUACUAUUUUAUAGAGAAAUGUUUGCUCUUUCAUUUGUUGUAUUUGAAGUAAUUUGUGCUUCUACUUUAGAUAAGUUUUGGCGAGCUAAAAUUUUUGAUAUUGACCCACCGUUCUUAAAUUUCUACAGGUUUCUUUCAGAAGCUGAAAAAUGAACAAACAUUUUGUUAAAUUACUUUUUGAUAGUCCAUUAUGUGCAGACAAUAUCUAAGUUUUCUUUUUAUUUUUUUCAUUCAUUUUAUUUUUUCGAUCUACGAAAUCAUUUAGAGCCAACUCUGACUAAUUGUUAUUUGAGAUAAGAAAAAAGAAUUAUCACUUCUAGUGAACAUUAUUAAGCUCCAAUUUAUUUGAUAAAACUGACGAAGAUAUCCAUAAUAAAGAACAUAAUACAUUAACCUUUGUUUCUAGUCAAUUUUUACACUUUUAAUUAUAUAAUAAGCAGUUACAGAAAAUUUCAAAGACUCUAUGCUGAUAGAAAGCAAUUAAAUAGCAUAUGACUG